AUGAGCGGCAAAUUAGUUUGGAACUACAUAUCCCAGCGUGCCUGGCUCUUACGCGUGAUUUGCUACGGAGAGAACUACAGCUCCCGGCUGGCGGUGGGAAGGGGCCGGGGCUGCUUUAGGCUUCCCGGGGCUCCCAGUAGCCGGCCAGUUCCCACCUCGAGGAGGUUGGAGAUGUCUGGGGGCGCGGGCGCCCCCGACUCAGAGGACAUGCGACCUCUCAAACCAUGUCUGCUUCGCCGCAACCAAAGCCGCGAACAGCACGGAGUGGCCGCCUCCUGCCUGGAGGAGCUGAGGAGCAAAGCCUGUGACAUACUGGCCAUUGAUAAGUCCCUGACACCAGUCACCUUGGUCCUGGCAGAAGACGGUACCAUAGUGGAUGAUGACGACUACUUCCUUUGUCUGCCUUCCAAUACAAAGUUUGUGGUGUUGGCCUGUAAUGAGAAGUGGGUCUACAAUGAUUCGGAUGGAGGUACAGCUUGGGUUUCCCAAAAGUCCUUUGAUGUAGAUGAAACAGACAGUGGGGCUGUGGUGAAGUGGAAGAAUGUGGCCAGACAACUGAAAGAAGACCUGUCCAGCAUCAUUCUGCUAUCAGAAGAGGACCUCCAAGUGCUCAUCGACGUUCCAUGUUCAGACCUGGCUCAGGAACUUUGCCAGAGCCAUGGCACUGUCCGAGGGCUCCAGAACGCACUUCAGCAGGUGCUUGACCAGAGAGAAGAAGCUCGCCAGUCCAAGCAGCUCCUGCAGCUUUAUCUCCAGGCGCUGGAGAAGGAGGGCAGCAUCUUGUCCAAGCAGACAGAGGCCAGAGCUGCCCUGAGUGGAGAGGUGGAUACAGUCGACACGGGCAUCAGCACGGAGAUGGCGUCCACAGUCUCACUUAGGAGCCAGAUCCUCACCACACUGAAGGAGAAGCUGGCUCCGGAGCUGAGCUUAUCUAGUCAGGAUUUGGAGUUGGUUGCCAAGGAAGAUCCCCAAGCCCUGGCCUCUGCUUGUAGCUGGGACAUGACGAAGACAGAAGCGGUCCAGUGGGCCUGUAAGCAAGAGCUCGGCCUGCGCCUGCAGCAGGUGCAGAGCUUGCAUUCUCUCAGGAGUCUUUCAGCGAGGAAGAAGCCACUGUCCGGGGAACCAUGCUGUCCUAAACGGGCCAAACAAGACCCCACAUAGCUCAACCAGAAACACGCCGAGAAAAACCCCAUGGCCUUGGUUUUGUCAUCAGUAAACAUCUUUCACCUGCUUACUACCUACAUUCUGCUCUGCCCUGUUUUUUCCGGCAUGGUCUUCUGGCACAGGCUGGAGAGGUAGGAAGAUCGCUGUGAGUGAGUUCAAGGCCAGCCUGGGCUACAGUGAGACCCUACCUCAAAACAAACGAACAAAAAAGUAAGGCUAGAACAAGACCCUACCUCGAAAAACCAAAAAAAAAUUUUAAAAUGGACCUGUCAGAGUUGGGGUAGCUCAAUGGCAGGGCCCAUGCUGAGUAUGUUAGGCUUUAGGUUCAGUCCCCAGCACCUCUAAAAAUAAAAGUCAAUGGUGUUGAAAACAGUCAUAUUCUGGACUCACUGUCCUUACUCAGCAACCAGUGAGAGAGAAUGUUAAGCACCUUCUAGAUAGUGGUAGGAGGAAGUGUCUAAUGGAGCACUGAUUUUGUCCAGAAACUUGUUUCUCAGCCGGGCAUGGUGGUGCAUGCUGUUAAUCCCAGCACUUGGGAGGCAGAGGUAGGAGGAUCUCUGUGAGUUCCAGGCCACUUGAGACUACAUAGUGAAUUUCAGGUCAGCCUGAGCUAGAGUGAGACCCUACCUUGGAAAACCAAAAAAAGGGAGAAAGAAAGAAACUUAUUUUUCAAGAGAAUGAAUUUGUUGGUAAGUUUCUUUAAAGGCAUAUACUAAAUUUACAGACCAUAGGGACAUGCAAAGACUCUAGUUCACAGUUUCUAAUAUCUAACUCAAUGUUGUAAAAUUCUAAGUUACCACUGUGCAACUCUUCUUGGUUUUCUAAUAUGUUUUGCCAGCAGGGGGUAUAAAAGGUCAUUACAGCAGUUUCUACGCUUGGUGGCUCCAAGUCUCUGGGUGCCAAGCGGAGCACUUCUGGCUCAUAUUCAUCCGCCUUCUGUUCAAACUUGUUCUGCAAGUUUCAUACUCAACAAUACAGUCUCCCCUUGCAGGGAACAGAUGAUUAGUUAUUAACUAUUUUAUGCAUGCUGAGAAGAAAACAAAUCUGAGAGAUGCAAUGGCCAGUUGUUCAUUUUGUUUGUUUUUGUUUGUUUGGUUGGUUUUGGUACUAGGCCUAAUACAUGCUAAGCAACCAUUCUGCCAUUGAAGCUACACCCCCAGCCCCACAUCGGUCAGUUAAGCUGAGGAAUGUAACAGUCCUGGGGUGAAGGUAGCAUGCAGGAAAUAAAAAUUGCUUUCUUUUCAGAUCUUCAUUGAUGGCUCAGAUCGCUUUAGUACUGUUUAGUGCUCCCUUUUUAUCCCUGACAUUUCCCCUUUUAUAACUUACUUUGUAAUACCUCUUCAUCUUUUUUUUUUUUUGCCUCUUUAAAUAAAAACCAUAGCUGAUAA
Molecule: messenger RNA, 2552 nt
Organism: Jaculus jaculus (lesser Egyptian jerboa)
Lineage: Eukaryota; Metazoa; Chordata; Mammalia; Rodentia; Dipodidae
Gene: Dffa
Product: DNA fragmentation factor subunit alpha
Exons: 7
Coding region: 1-1161 (386 amino acids)
Biological process (GO): apoptotic process; regulation of apoptotic process
Source: RefSeq, a predicted model, not a curated record